Messenger RNA from Branchiostoma floridae (Florida lancelet), 642 nucleotides. RefSeq lists its product as uncharacterized. The transcript has 2 exons. NCBI's taxonomy places the organism in Eukaryota, Metazoa, Chordata, Leptocardii, Amphioxiformes, Branchiostomatidae. The coding region runs from base 43 to 642 and encodes 199 amino acids. The record is from RefSeq and is a predicted model, not a curated record.
UUGGAGAAGGGAAGACUCGGGAAGGACGUAGGAAAGUUCAACAUGGCCUUGGCGCUUUACAUAGCUGGUGUGGUCCGGUGUGACCAUCGUGAUCAGGGAGAAGGCAUAGAGCACAGAUACGAAUACACGGAGAGACUUUUACAAGGGGUGUCGUCAAAGGGGCCUCAGGGUCAGUCAACUGAAGACAGGGGGAUGGAUACACCUGCAAAUGUGGCAGAAAAGUUUCAAGACCUCGACAGGAAAUGGGCUGCCGGUGGUAACACAGACUCUGUGCUGGUUGGAUACGCACAGUUGUUGGUAGAGGGAAUAGUAAACGACAACAGUAUGCUUGAAACAGAAGCGAUGAAAAGUCUCGGUGACGUGUACCUGAAAAGAGGAACAGAAACUAGAAACACAAGAGACUUGACCAGAGCUUCUGCUCUGUACAAUAAGGCACUGGCACGGUGUCACAACGUACAGGGAACAGAUGCCCUUGUCCACCGCUUACUGCACACCGCAAAAAUCAGACAAAUCAUCACAACUAAAAACAAGAGGUCAGCACGUACGCAGCGACAACAUGACGUGAGAGAACGGAAGGACCACCUCUCAGCUGCGCCCUCUAGCGACAACAUCAAUGACGAAAUGCGCCGUCCACACAUGUAG